Messenger RNA from Hemibagrus wyckioides, 2944 nucleotides. Its product is annotated as zinc finger protein basonuclin-2. Bases 1312 to 2682 code for a protein of 456 amino acids. The transcript has 5 exons. Gene Ontology annotation, biological process: regulation of DNA-templated transcription. The record is from RefSeq and is a predicted model, not a curated record. Lineage: Eukaryota; Metazoa; Chordata; Actinopteri; Siluriformes; Bagridae. Gene Ontology annotation, cellular component: nucleus.
CGCCAUUUUAACCUGGGCGUCAUGGGGGUAAGUAACUAAUAAUGAUUUUGAUAUUUGAAUAAUGAAGCUCUAGGUGGUUGUUUUCCCUCUCAAAUCUCACUCUGAACUGAUUAUUUUCCUCUAACAGCGCAGAGCUUUAUCUAUUACAUGUUUUACACACACUGUAUUGUUUAUUAAUGAUUGAAAAAUUAUAUUUGUAAGCAUAUUUUUAACCGUGUGUAGCUACAGUUAGCGCUGCCGAACAUCCUGUAAACACCUGCAUUAUAGCAGCACAGCGUCUCGCUUAAUAACAGAAAUCCUAUGCUAAAAGUAUGCUGGAAAACUUUUUAACUGUAGUAAUUUCCUCAUGUGGUGUACACACACAGGGGAAUGCUGUGAAACAGUUUCAGCUCUUAAUUAUGACAAAAAAGACAAACUUUCUUAGUAACUGGAUCUUCUGCAUGUCACAAUAACAUGCCAAGUUGGAUCAUCCACAAAGAAAAACACACACACACACGCAAUGUGGGACAGAAGAAAGUGGCAACAAAGGGAAGGAGCAGAAAAAGAGGGUAAAAGAUAAAAGUGAGAUUUUCUCCUCCUCUCUCCUGAGAGUCUCAGUUUUUUGGCUCGGUCACUUGAGUCCUCCUACUGGCCACAGCUCACAGGUGUGUGUGUGUGUAAGAGAUGGAAUGCUCUAACAAGGACAGACACAUCCAAGCUUUGAUGUCGUCCCCGGUUACUUAAAGUUUUCCAUAAAGACACGAUGUCCUAAAAGACAUCAAAUACUAAUGACGAAAAUAAAACGCACACACACAGCAGUUCUGUGAGUCAAUAAAAUAAUGUUCAGUAGUGUAUAUCAACAUAUUCAUUUUGAAAAAAUCUGACUCACAUGUAGUCAAAAAGUUUACACACCCCGUCUGUAUGUGAGACACUUAAAACAACAAAUGGUGUUUAAAGUCAAUCAGAAGUAAGUGUGUGUGUGUGUGUGUGUGUGAGAGAGAGUCACCCUUUCUAAUAGUAAUGACCCAUAAAGUUUGCUCACACACAGUGAACAGAAAAAAAUCUCUCUCUCUCUCUCUCUCUCUCUCUCUCUCUCUCUCUUUCUGUCUGUCUGUCUCUCUCUCUCUCUCUCUCUCUCUCUCUCUAUCUAUCUAUCUCUUCUUCCUCACAGAAUCUGCGUCCUCAGACCAUGAAUAAACCUGAUCCAAUCACAUCACUUUCCUGCUAUCAUUAAGUGGGUGGAGUCAUGAUAUCUACAUUUACAAAAGGACCAAGGGAGUGAAGGUGCAAAAAUCUAAUUACACACACACACACACACCACGAACAGGACUCAUGCUGUUUAGAACUGGAUCAGAUGUGCAGUCAUGGACACACACCGUCCACACACUAAAUCAGCAGGUGUUCAGGUGUACAGAUGCAAACUGCAGCUGUGAGGGUUUCCUGCCUGAACGACUCAACCUGAGGUCAUGUGACCGCUGCCACCACGGAUGGGUGACACAUGCUCUCAGUAAGCUAAGUGUGUGUUCAGAUCAGGUGGAGGUUGUUCACUCGGCUGUUGUGUGUGACCUCAGCGCUCUGAUUCUUUUCGGAACACACGCUUUUCCUAUCAGGAUGAAGAUUCUCCUGGACCGACUCUUCAGUGUCCUUAUACACCAACACGUCCUCAACACCCUGCACACACAUGGCUGGACGCUGCACGAUUAUGUCCGAGGAUACAAGCUGCAGGACUCAUCAGGAAAGGUUUUGGACCGCUGGGUGAUCAUGACACCUGAAGAUGAAUCUGUGACCCUGCACCAGUUUUUACGUUUCGGCGAAACUAAAUCCAGUGCAGAGCUGAUGAUCUCUCAGCACCAGCAGCUUCCACUUUCACCAAACAUCUCGGAACCCACACCACAGCUCUUUCCCAACACAAGCCAAACUCUCCAGACGAAUGGAAUCAACAAAGGUCAAAGGUCACCUGGAUUGAUCCAUUUAGAAAAUGUGUCAGGAGGCAUAGAGGAGUGCAGCGAUUCUUCCUCAUCACUCCUUCACCAGUUUCCAGGAGAAUUCUGUAAAUUACAGAGACACCGAGAGAUAAAAUGUGGAGAAAAAGCAGAAUCUCCAGCAGCGAUCGUGACCAAUCCUUCGAUACGGAGAGGAGAAGAGAGAAAACACAGAGGAACGAGGGAUCAGCGUUCGUGCUCAUCUCCCGUGAGGAAGUCUCGCGUGAGCUGCGGCUCAUGUGGGAAAACGUUCUACGACAGGGGAACGCUGAAGAUCCACUACAAUGCUGUGCAUCUCAAAGUCAAACACCGCUGCACUGUGGAGGGCUGCAGCAUGCUGUUCAGCUCGCUGAGGAGCCGGAACAGACACAGUGCUAAUCCAAACCCACGCCUGCACAACACACACCACACACACUCCAUGACAUGUCAGUGGUCUUCAUCCCAGUCCUCCACGUCUGCAGUGAAAAUACAGGAAGUGAAAAUAUUUGAGGAGGCUAUGCGAGCACCUGUUACCACAUCAAGUGCUAACAAAAAUAAUUACACAGAAAUGAUCGAUCAACAUAAAAUGUUAGAUUACAGUGCAGGGGGUGGGCCUUCCACUCACCUCUGGACUACACAGGAUGCAUGUAAAGCGGUCACUGGUUCAACAGCCAGAAAGAAAUCCCGCAAGUCCACCAUGCCGAUGAAGAUCAAAAUGGAAACAGGUGAUAAUGACACAUGAUAAACAGCUAGCAUCUGAUAGACAUCUGAUAUAAACCACUAAAACACUGAAACCCCAGAGAGAGGAAGAGGGAUGGCUGUAACAACAACAUGCUGAAGAGAACAAGAGCUUAAACAGGAUGUGUGUAAUCCUGGUAAUAACCUUUAGCCCCUCUUUUCUGUUCCCUACAUAGCACUGCGAUCUGAGUGUGUGAAUAAAAUGUUACUGUUAUUGUGUAAUAAGUGUAGAGUAAACAUGUGUAACAGUAAACAUGGUGAAAACA